This is a messenger RNA of Portunus trituberculatus (swimming crab), 4868 nucleotides long. RefSeq lists its product as uncharacterized. Gene Ontology annotation, biological process: nervous system process; chemical synaptic transmission; signal transduction. Lineage: Eukaryota; Metazoa; Arthropoda; Malacostraca; Decapoda; Portunidae. Bases 195 to 2828 code for a protein of 877 amino acids. The transcript is spliced from 9 exons. Gene Ontology annotation, cellular component: neuron projection; synapse; membrane. Gene Ontology annotation, molecular function: neurotransmitter receptor activity; extracellular ligand-gated monoatomic ion channel activity; transmembrane signaling receptor activity. The record is from RefSeq and is a predicted model, not a curated record.
UUAUGAGCAAAUAAAGUGUUUACUCCUUCACGAACACUUUCCUCCCUGAGAUGCUGUGGCGUGGAAUACCUCCUACCCCCCCCCGCUCCCUGGAGGUGGCUUGGCGGCGCCGGGAAGCCUGCACGCAUAAAAGAGGAAUAAUUCACGUGUCAUAAAGUGCCGCGGAACACCACAAGACUCGGCCCUUCAACAUUAUGAGAAGGUGUUCCGCUACGUUAACCUCUCUCUCUCUCUCUCUCUCUCUCUCUCUCGGUGCAGGAGUGGUAGUGGCGGCGGCGGUGAAGGUGCUGGUGCUGCAGGAGGACGGGGUGAUGACCAAUCAGUCGUGGGCACAGAGCUCCGUCACCACCACGCCUUCGCCCUCCGCCUCCGCCUGCAUCAGAUUCAAGGUUUUCUUUUUCCGGCCUCUCACCCACGUGUUCUCCCUCACAUCGAAGGAAGAGAGUAGGGAGAUUAACGGAGAGAUCUUCGUGGACUACGUGCGGCCCAUCGUGUCCGCCGCCUUCUACUUCCUGGGCAUCUCGCAGCCGCUGCAGGUGCUCACGUGGUACCACUACUGCCUCACCUACAACCACACGGCGGCGCAGAUCUCCGCCUACCUGGACGGUGACCUGCAGGGCGUCAUCUCCAGGAACACGUCCAGGUGGUUCUCCGAGGCCACGCUGGUGCUGGGCCAGUACAGCCUCGAGUACCUGAGCAGCUACACGGAACGGCGCAGCUUCAGCGGACAGCUGACGCACGCCGGGGUGUGGGGCCGCACCCUGACGGGCUCAGAAGUGGCUCAGAUGGCGGACUGCGGUCCCUUCCCUCCCGGCGUCUCCAUCAGUUUGGAUCAAGAGUGGAUCCUCAACAACGCCUCUUUCGUUGACCUGCCGGAGGCGGAAAUCUGCGAGAAGAAGACCAAGUCCAGCUACCUGAAAUUAACGCCAAUGCCCUACGAAGCGUCGCUUGUGGCGUGUUCCGGGCUAGGGGGACGCCUGCCUGUAGCUGAGAAUUUGCAACAUGCCCUUGAAAUUAUGGAGAUCUUAAACAGACCACCCGCCAUUCAGAUGACGUGGAUUGGAGCCACCGAUAAUGCAGAGGAAGGUGUGUACGUGAAGGCCCACAACGAGGAGGUGAUAGAGUGGUUCAAAUGGGGAAGCAAUGAUCCCAACGGCCUACAGUGGCAGAACUGUCUCAUACUAGACUUCGAUUACAUGCACGACUAUCCUUGCUACGUUCAGCGAGAGGCCCUGUGCUACCUAGCCGGCCAGCAGGAGUGGACGCUGAAGGGUCCGUGUGAGGAGGACACCGCCAACUACAAGUACAGCCUGACACACCCGGACAAGGGCCAGCUCGUGUUCCGCGGCUACUACCAGUACGAGAUCGCGGAGGAAGGGGAGGCGUGGUUGUGGAAGAACGUGAUCACGGACACGGUUAUCGCGCGCCUGUCCUUCGCAGAGGCGCGGUGGCCCAUGGGUCGCUGGAACUGGACCAUGGAGAGCGAAGUGUGCGAGAAGAAGGGCGUGCAGGUGCUGCAGCUGAGCUCAUGCACGGGAGAGGAGUACACGUGCAGGGACGGCUCGUGCAUCCCGCGACUGCAGCGCUGUGACCGCCGCCCGGACUGCCAUGACGAGAGCGACGAGCAGGAAUGCCAGCUGGUGCGGCGCCCCGCCGGCUACCACCACACCCUACCACCGCCCAGCACCAUGGCAGGGACCCCUCUACCGGUGGGCCUGAAGAUUAAACUGGUGAGUCUUUCUCUGAGCGACAAGGACAGCUACCUGGAGGUCACCUACCACCUCAAUGUGACCUGGAGUGAUCUCAGGCUGCGCUUUCAUGACCUCAAGGCGGCGGCUAGACUCAACCAGGUGCCCGUCACUGACCACGGCAGCCUGUGGACACCUACACUCACGCUGAUCAACGUGCGGGGGACGGAGAGGACGAGGGUGGAUGACGAGGCUGUGCUCACUGUGCACCGGCGAGGUCAUCCCCUGGACGAUGACCUCUCGGUGCCUGAGGACGCGGACGUUUACCUGGGCGUGGAUAAUCACCUGAGCGUGGAGAGGAAGUACACCUCCAAUUUUCUGUGUGACCUUGACCUGGAGCUGUACCCGUUCGAUACCCAACGGUGCUACAUGGAGAUGGAGAUGCUCUCAGCCGCCACUGACUUUGUAAAGCUGGACAGGAAUGCAUCUGAAGUGAUGUACGUUGGCGCAGAGCUGCUCAUUGAGUACACGGUGGUGAGCGUGAGCCUGACGGUGAACAACAGCUACACGAUGGCGCAGGCUGAGGUGAAGGUGGUGCUGCAGCGACGCGUCGGCUACCCCAUCAUCUCCAUCUACGUGCCCACCGUCAUCCUUCUCAUCUUAGCUUACCUCUCCCUUGUCUUUCGGCGGGACAAUUUCGACACUCGCGUGAUGUCCUCCCUCACGGUGCUGCUCGUGCUCGCCUCGCUCUUCACACAGACAUCCACGUCGCUGCCCAAGACGUCGUACUUUAAGAUGGUGGACGUGUGGUUGCUGUUUUGUAUUUCGCUAAUCUUCUUCGUGAUCGUUUUCCACGUGACCAUUGACAUGGCCGCCACAGGGCAGCUGACCGGUGACUCCUCCAAGUUCUCUACCACCACACAGGUGUUUCCUUUCAAAGGGAAGGAAAAGAUGUUCUCCCCGCCCCAGGCCCCCGAGCCCCGCAGGAUGAUGCUCGGCAAGUUAUUGCCCACCGGGGGGAACAGUCCCGAGGAGAAGAAGCGCCUCCUCUCCGACAAAUUGUUCAGACAGGCACUCAUCUUUAUCCCUGGUUAUUUCAUACUCUUCAACAUCAUUUACUGGAUCUACAUCUUCGCCUGAACGCUGCGUGGCCGCCUUCCUCCUGUCCCGCGACUCAACAGCGUGACCCACCACGCCCCUACCGGUGACCGUCUUCUGCCCUGCUAUUCUCUUCAUGACCUCCAUUUAUUCUUCUCCUCUUCCUCCUCCUCUUCUUCCUCUUCCUCUCCUUAUUAUUAUCAUCAUCAUCACCAUCAUCUUCAUUUUGCAGUAUAUAGAACGGCAAUGAAACAUAACAGCAGCAAGCCUUUUGGUCCGAGUCUGUUUGUGAUAAGCUUUGCUAUCUGAUGUUAUAUAAUUUUAGAGACGGAAAAUUUCGAAGGUUUGCCCAUUCUCCUUCCUCAAAUUAGCCUUAAUGAGUCUAUUUGUGAUAAGCUAUACCAUCUAAUCUUGAUUUAGAGGAUGUAAGAUAUCAAAGUCGAAGGCUCUUCCCAAUAUACAAUCCUUCCCAGGCGAGGUUAGAAUGAAAGAAAGACCAUGCAACACAAAAAAUGCCUGAAUAUCUUUUUUAUAGGAGUGAGGUAAAAAAGAAAAAAAAGCAGUGUCGAAUCACCAACAAUACCUACAGAAAAAAAAAAAAUCAUCGUUUCAAAAUGAUACUGAAUCUUUGGAGUCGUGCAACAAUAACUCUACCUUUGCUGCGGAUCAGUCUGAAUGCAUCUCUGAUUUGUUUUUGAGGUCUGGAAUUGUUAUGGUAUUGACGACGAUUGAAGAUAAAAAGAAUCGAGAGAUUAACUAUCUGACUGCAGCGUUUGGCUUUGUUUGGCGAGAAGCCUCAACCAAUUACCUCAAAACUUUCAAUACUUCCAGAACUAAUAUUAGAUUGUCUGGCUGCUCUCAUCUCGACAUUGUUAAGAUAGACUUGUUUUCAAUCCUUGUUCGUAGGAAUAGUUUGUAAUCUUCCGCUGAUCUCUCUCUCUCUCUCUCUCUCUCUCUCUCUCUCUCUCUCUCUCUCUCUCUCUCUCUCUCUCUCUCUCACACGUUACUAAACAUACUUUUUUCAAUUCUGCUCACAACCAUCAAGGAACGACCAUCAUUAUGAGUUUAUAAUCAAUACGUGUGUUAUGAAGCACUUUGUUCUCUCACAAUUGGUAUUUUUAAGAACCACAUUUCAAGAACCACAGUUUGAUUUUCACUUAUAGUUUUAUUGCACUAAAGAUGCAGAAUUCCUAUUACCAAUGGAUUCAUUAACACAUUUUGGAACCACCACCAACUUUUACCAAUUCAUCUUAUAACAAGUUGAAAUAAGAGGCGUUUGAGAAUGCGAACAUAAGUGCUUCUAGUUACCACCGGGCAAUAUUGACAAAGAAACUGAGGUCGCCAUGGUACAGUGGAGCCAUGCGCGCUUUGGGGUCAGAGGGGUCUCCAGGCGCACUGGUUCAAAUCUUUGAAAAUAAUCAUUAAGUUGUUACAAAAACCUCACCCUCAUUAACAACUCAGUUAUGAGACACGCUGCCUGUCACCUCCUUUCCGUCCUCAGUCAGCGGAUGUAGUACUUCCCAUGAAAACUCUCUCUCACACACAGACACUGACACUUAAAUACAGUGUUGUAUAUAUAUACCAGUGUAACAUUAUUCUAAACUUGCAUUGUAUAAUUUCACUUCAUCUAAGUAAAAACACUCUAUCAAAUGUUAAAGGAGUGAAUUAUUUAAUAUAGAUUUUGCUCCCUUAGAAUAUGCACAAUGCUAGAAGAAAAUGUUUGAACUUAAUGUCACUUUUAUCUGUAGUAACCACUAUUAGAGAGCUGACUGAUGCCCUGAGAGGACGCUGCUGCUCUGACCCGAGUCCUUAAUACCUCACUGCACGGCCUCCUACCGCAGCAAAGCCUCGCUACGGUACAUUAAUCCUCAAUCUCGUGCCUCGCCCUCGCCCUCACGCUAAGCAUCUGCCGUGUUGGUAUUACUAUUACAUAGAGUAAUAUUUAUAGUUGUUAGUGAUAGAGAGUAAUAAUAUUCCGAAUGCUUUAUUUUUGUAUGUAGUUUAAUUGGUGUGAUGGAAAAAAAGGAUCUGUAAUAUUCAAUAAUACAAAUUGAUAAAAUUCUAUUUUUUUUCUGUGUGGAA